Messenger RNA from Exophiala oligosperma, 486 nucleotides. RefSeq lists its product as uncharacterized. The transcript has a single exon. The record is from RefSeq and is a predicted model, not a curated record. NCBI's taxonomy places the organism in Eukaryota, Fungi, Ascomycota, Eurotiomycetes, Chaetothyriales, Herpotrichiellaceae. The coding region runs from base 1 to 486 and encodes 161 amino acids.
AUGCCACAGAUGUCAGGCAAUCUUCCAUCAAUUCAGUCCUUCGAUAGGAACAUACACAGAUUAGGAGGAUCGACUAGCGCCCUUGAAGUCAGGAAGGAAACCCUUCAUUCAACCAAGCGGUAUCGACUCUGGUCACAAGAGCAAAGAGAAAUUGACCUUAUCAAACAGCUCUCUGCGUUGAAACGAGAGUUGAAUUUCUUUCGACCCUGCUAUGAGGCUGCACUAGCCUUGAUAUCUAACAUAUAUACGGUCUCGCAAGAGAUGUAUCUCAAUUACUAUCUGCGGCCCACAACUAUGAUUGACAACACGGGAAACGGAAUCUCUGAUACCGACUGGUCUCAUCUGGCUGAUACAGAGUGGCUAAAGCGAGCGGAUGAGCUUGUAGAGCACUUAAAGCACUACGAACGUUCGGUCAAGCAAGCCGAGGCGGAAUGGAUAGAGCUUGCCCAGUAUCAAUGUGAACGCGACCGCUCGCGGUGGAUUUAG